Neurospora tetrasperma FGSC 2508 is the source of this 162-nucleotide messenger RNA. RefSeq lists its product as uncharacterized. The annotation marks the transcript as partial. The record is from RefSeq and is a predicted model, not a curated record. The transcript has a single exon. Lineage: Eukaryota; Fungi; Ascomycota; Sordariomycetes; Sordariales; Sordariaceae.
UUUCAAUCUAUAGUCGGGUCCUUAAUAUAUAUUGUAUUCGGUACUAAAUUAAAUAUUGUAUUCGCUAUAUUAAUUAUUAGCCAAUAUACUAUAAACCUAGUCAAGGCUUACUUUCGUACAUUCAAAAGGAUCUUUAAGUACCUUAAGGGUACGCAAAGCUUA